Coregonus clupeaformis (lake whitefish) is the source of this 4353-nucleotide messenger RNA. Its product is annotated as F-BAR and double SH3 domains protein 2. Gene Ontology annotation, cellular component: neuromuscular junction; recycling endosome. Gene Ontology annotation, biological process: neuromuscular synaptic transmission; regulation of actin filament polymerization. Gene Ontology annotation, molecular function: protein binding. The record is from RefSeq and is a predicted model, not a curated record. Lineage: Eukaryota; Metazoa; Chordata; Actinopteri; Salmoniformes; Salmonidae.
CAGAGACGCAGCCAGUCGUCUUUCGAAGCAGCAACGGCGUAUUGUCUGUUACGACAAGGGGGCGUUAGUUUCACGUAAAACAACCAUUCGUUUCUGUUUUUUUAGCCCCUAUUACAAGAGCUACCGAUUCGGAUGUUGUUGCUAGCGGUUUAAAACAAGAAAGGUCUGUUAUAGAGCUAUGUAGAAAAUAAAUAAAGGAAUGUUUCUGGCGCUGUUUGGAUGUGCCUUUACCUUCCAUCACCACAGGGAGGUACAGUUGUGCCUCAUUUCGCGGGAAGCCUCCACACCUCUGGCCUCACUAGGUUUUCCCAUCAUUUCCCAGUCCCCGUCUGUCUCCUGUAGAACCCGCACGCAGUGUUGUCCCGAAGUCUGUUAGUGUAGAGUUGGUUUAGCCAGCGUUCGCUUUAAUUCUAUAAUUGCCGCCAGAGUCAAAAUCUGACUCCUCUUUUCACAGUUUCCCUCAGUGGAGGUUUAACGAAUUAUCCAGCCUACCUUGGAUUUCUUUGGAAUAAACAUAUUUCUUAAGGAAUACACUAUUCAUGCCAAUGCUUCAACAUGCAGCCCCCACCGAGAAAGGUUAAAGUGACCCAGGAGCUGAAGAAUACUCACUUAGAGCAGAUGACCAGACUGCACCUCAAACAUCAGACAGAAUGUGACCUGCUGGAGGACAUGAGGACAUACAGUCUGAAGAAGGGCCAGUUGGAGAGGGACUAUGCCCAGGCUCUGCAGAAGCUGGCCAGUCAGUACCUGAAGAGGGAUUGGCCUGGCAUCAAACCAGACGACCAAGGCACAGACUACAGGAAUGUGUAUGCGGUGUGGAGGUCCUAUCUGGAGGGGACUGUACAGGUGACUCAGUCUCGCAUCAACGUUUGUGACAACUACAAAAAUGAGAUCUCAGACCCUGCUAAAACUGUACGGCUAUACAAGGAACAGCAGCUCAAAAAGAGUAUAGAACAGUUGAAUCGUAUCCAGGUGGAGCUGCAGGACUCGGUGAAGGACCUGGCCAAAGCCAAGAAGAAAUACUACGACUCAGAACAGGUGGCUCAUGCCGUUCGAGAGAAGGCUGACAUCGAGGCCAAGUCAAAGCUGGGUCUGUUUCAGUCCAGGAUUAGUUUACAGAAAGCCAGCGUUAAGUUGAAAGCCAGGAGGAGUGACUGUAACUCUAAAGCAACCCAUGCCAGGAAUGACUACCUGUUAACCCUGGCAGCAGCCAACGCUCACCAUGACCGCUACUAUCACACAGACCUGCUGCAGUGUAUACAGGAGUUGGAUGGAGGGAUAUAUGACCAUGUGAAGGACUAUCUGAUUUCUAUCUGUCAGACAGAGCUGGAGGCCUUUCAGGCCAUACACAACACCUUCCAGUUCCUACUGGACAAAUCCACCAGGGUGAUGCAGGAGUUUAACCAGCAGCUCUUCAUGCAGGAGAACCCUGUGUUCCAUAAAGCACAAGACUUCCAGUUCCAACCCAGCGACUGCGACACUACUCUGAGCUCGGUGCAGAAGUUGGUGGACAUUGAGCCUUCGCCCGUCAGUGUAAUGAGAAUGACCCUGGCACAGAGUCGUAAGUUGGAGUCAGACACGGGGAACCAGACAGAGGAGCACAGCCUGAACAAGGAGGCCAGGAAAUGGGCAACCAGAAUGGCCCGAGAACACAAGAACAUCGUCCACUACAAGAGAAGCCUGGAGGAGUGUGAGACACUGGGAAUCCCUCAAACGGAGCAGGGCCGGCUUGAUCUGGAGCUGAAGAUAGAGGAUACCAAAGAGAACAUCCGCAAGGCUGAGACAGUAAAGCUGAAGGCAGAGGCUCGUUUGGACCUGCUGAGACAGGUGGGCGUUGCCGUGGAGACCUGGCUGAAGAGCGCCAUGAACCAGGUGAUGGAGGAGCUGGAGAAUGAGCGCUGGGCUACACUAAACUACACUACCCACGAUCCCUCACUCUCGGGCCCGGUUGAUCUGGAGCGGUCGGAGGGUGAGGAGUGUGAAGAGAACAUGGAGGUGUUUGAUGACAGCAGCUCCAGCCCCUCUGGGACCCUCAGGAACUACCCACUCACCUGCAAAGUCCUCUACUCAUACAAGGCUUCUCAGCCAGAUGAGUUGACUAUAGAGGAGCAUGAGAUGUUGGAGGUCAUAGAGGAUGGAGACAUGGAGGACUGGGUCAAGGCGAGGAGUAAGACGGGGCUGAUUGGCUACGUACCAGAGAAGUAUCUUCAGUUCCCCACCUCUAACAGCCUACUGAGCAUGCUCCAGUCUCUAGCUGCUCUGGACGCACGCUCACACACCUCCUCCAACUCCACCGAGCCAGAGAUACACACAGGCAGCAUCAACGGAGAUGCCAGCUUGAGUUUUGUACGGGCGCUGUAUGACUACGAUGGUCAGGCGGAUGAGGAGCUGUCCUUCCCAGAGGGGGCUGUCAUCCGUCUGCUUAACAGAGACACCCAAACGGACGAUGGCUUCUGGGAGGGAGAGUUCAACGGACGAGUGGGAGUCUUCCCUUCUGUACUGGUGGAGGACCUGACGGAGAACGGAGAGAACGGAGCAGACACACAGAUCUCUCCAUCUUCGAGGCUGCCCUCCUCGCUGCCCCCCCCUCUGUAUGACCAGCCCCCCUGCAGCCCCUACACCACCCCAGACACCCCUCCGCCCCUCCCUCGAUCACCCUCUGUCAACGGGGAACACAAGCCGCCUCCCACAACGCACAAGGAACCCACUCACUAUCAUAGUUCAGCUCUGAGUCCAGUGUCUCCAGAGUUCCCCCAGCCCCCCCGGUUCACCCCUGACGUAGGCCUCAGCAAACUACGACCUGUCCGUGCAGCCCCCCCACCCCCCAAGCAGAAACCUCGCAAACUGACAGAAAAGACUGAGGAGGUGGAGAUCACACUGGUGUGACAGACAGACAGACAUGGGGACAGGAUGAGGCCUCCCCCCCCUUUACUCCCCCCUAUCUCCCUCCACUGGGAAGAACUCCCCCUUUACUCCCCCCUACCUCCCUCCACUGGGAAGAGGAGGAGGAGGAGGAAAAUGAAAAAUGUUGAGGGGGAGAGAUGCGAUGAAAGGGAGUUUUAUCUGCUGUGUGAGCAGAGUUUCCCCUGUCCUUGCCAUAUAUUGUCAUAUCAUACGUAUUUAAUGUGUAUUAGUACAGUACAUUACUGUUGUCAUAGGAAUGUUCCGAAUGAUGCACAACGUUUCAUAUUAGCCGAACCCGCUGAAUGGAGUAUCUAUUUGAUAUGUAGUAGAAGUUUAUCCAUAUUGCAACCUGAAAGAGUAUUGUACAUACAGUUUAAAGGGUAUGGUGAGAUGGAGGGAGAGAGGGAGAGAGAGAAAGGUGGGGCUGGAUCCUCCCUGAAUGUCCUCUACCUCCCUCCAUCUCUCUCUCUCCUUCUCUUUUAUUCUCAGACUGCCUGUUCUGUCUAUUUGCAGUUUGACAUACGCACACACACACACAAGUCUUCUUCGCUUCCACCUCUGAUGAACAGCGUGUGUUUGUAUCACUAAUAUUUAGUCAAUUGGAAGUGCAGUGCAGAGGAGAUAAUGGAGCUGCUCUAAGAGAUGGGGUCAGAUCUUUGGUGUUUUUCAGUUCUGCCUGUCAGGCUUCUGUUUAACCUUCAGACACAGAUGCCUGCGUUUAGUGCUUUACGGUUGCUGUUUUCUCUGAUGGCCUAUCAGAAACAACCCCUGUCCUGGUUAUGAGUUGGACCGGGCAUCUCUCUCUCUAUGGUGUAUCACUGCUGGAGUCUGAGUGAGUGGGUUGUUUUAGGUUGAGUGAGUGAGUGGGUUGUUUUAGGUUGAGUGAGUGAGUGGGAUGUUGAGUGGAGAGAGACUGUAUUUAAAUGACUGAAUGAACGAACCCAGAGGUCCACCCGAAAAGGAGGAGGGAAGAAAACAACAUCACCACAGAGGACAACAUGACCAGAGGAGCUGCACCACAGAGGACAACAUGACCAGAGGAGCUGCACCACAGAGGACAACAUGACCAGAGGAGCUGCACCACAGAGGACAACAUGACCAGAGGAGCUGCACCACAGAGGACAACAUGACCAGAGGAGCUGCACCACAGAGGACAACAUGACCAGAGGAGCUGCACCACAGAGGACAACAUGACCAGAGGAGCUGCACCACAGAGGACAACAUGACCAGAGGAGCUGCACCACAGAGGACAACAUGACCAGAGGAGAUGCUUUCUGUCGUCUUUUUUGAGCGUUCCUAUUUUAAGACUGUAGCCAUGCUUUUAUUAUUUAAACCAGGAAGUUUACUUUGUUUCAUUAACCUUUGUUUUAUUGUGAUUUUGCUUCCGUGUCCUAUCCACUGACCGCCUCAAACUAACAAUCAAUUAAAUAAUAAAAUCACUUUCACUGA